Molecule: messenger RNA, 1400 nt
Organism: Enhydra lutris kenyoni (northern sea otter)
Lineage: Eukaryota; Metazoa; Chordata; Mammalia; Carnivora; Mustelidae
Product: zinc finger CW-type and PWWP domain containing 1
Exons: 13
Coding region: 4-1356 (450 amino acids)
Cellular component (GO): nucleus
Molecular function (GO): zinc ion binding
Source: RefSeq, a predicted model, not a curated record
CUGAUGUGCUAUAGCCCUAAACCACCCAAAGAGGACACUGUGAGGAUCAGUUCCCCAAAGGCCAGGUUAGAGAAGAAGGAAGCGAAAGCAACCACAGAAAAUGGUCCAAGCAGUGGCCAGGAGAAUAAAGGAAAACCUCAAGACAAGCAAGUAAAGAAGAAAGAAAAGGAAAGAUCAAGUCUCACCAGUGCAGAAUUUGAGGAGAUUGUCCAGAUUGUGCUACGGAAGUCCCUCGAGGAGUGCUUGGAGAUGGGAUCUAGCCUUGAUUUUACAGAGACUUCCUGUGCCCAGCCCUUAAGAUGCACCCAGUUAGACAAGGAACCAGGAAUUGCUUCUUCUACUGAUAAUGAUAAUGCUGAUGGGGUAAUGGUACCUCAUAUUCUAGAGAUUUCAGCCACUAAGGAAGCUGGAGUAAGCUCUGUGAUAAAGACUUCUAAGCCAGGCCAGCCAGAUCCUGCCCCCUCUGAGAAGAAAUUCAACAGACCUUCCCUAAGCAAAGGAAAGAAGGGAGCCCAAGAUGACAAAAUGGAAAAGGUCCAAAGUACAUACAAGCAGAGACAGAAGGACCAACUGAAAAAAACAGUUCAAGAUGAUUCUCAGACCAGGAACCAACAAAAAGGAGAAGGCAGUGGUUUUGGUCAAUGUCUUGUCUGGGUCCAGUGUUCCUUCCCAAACUGUGAGAAGUGGAGGCGGCUUUGUGGGAACAUUGACCCCUCAGUGCUUCCAGAUAAUUGGUCCUGUGACCAGAAUACAGACUCGAGGUAUAAUCGCUGUGACAUCCCGGAGGAGUCCUGGACAGGGCGUGAGAGUGAUGUGGCCUAUGCCUCCUACAUCCCAGGAUCCAUCAUCUGGGCCAAGCAAUAUGGUUACCCCUGGUGGCCAGGCAUGGUAGAAUCUGAUCCUGACCUGGGGGAAUAUUUUCUUUUUGCUUCUCAUCUUGAUUCCCUGCCGUCUAAAUACCACGUGACAUUUUUUGGAGAAACAGUCUCUCGUGCCUGGAUCCCAGUCAACAUGCUGAAGAACUUCCAGGAGCUGUCCCUGGAGCUAGCCGGAAUGAAAAAGUGCAGGAACAAGGACUGCAACCAGAAGCUGGGAGCAGCCCUGUCGAUGGCUCAAGAGGCAGAACAGAUCAGUAUUCAGGAACGGGUUAAUUUGUUUGGUUUCCGGAGCCGAUAUAAUGGAUCUGACAGUAGUGGGGAAGGAAAAGACUUAAGGCUCUCUGGGACUAGCAGCCCAGAUUCCUGCCUGGAGAAAGAAGAGGAAGAUUCAGAGUUGGAGGCAGAGGAGUUGGAGGAGGAGGAAGAGAAAAAAGCCCUAAGAAAAAAUUUAAAGCUCCUCAAAGCAAAGCCUCAGUAACCAGCUUGUCUGAGGACGAAGAAGCUAGAAUGGUACCAAAGGAC